Messenger RNA from Pterocles gutturalis (yellow-throated sandgrouse), 957 nucleotides. RefSeq names its product putative olfactory receptor 51H1. The transcript has a single exon. The coding region runs from base 1 to 957 and encodes 318 amino acids. Gene Ontology annotation, cellular component: membrane. The record is from RefSeq and is a predicted model, not a curated record. Gene Ontology annotation, biological process: G protein-coupled receptor signaling pathway. NCBI's taxonomy places the organism in Eukaryota, Metazoa, Chordata, Aves, Pterocliformes, Pteroclidae. Gene Ontology annotation, molecular function: olfactory receptor activity; G protein-coupled receptor activity.
AUGUCAUCUUCCAAUACAACUGGGUCCAGUCCCCUGACCUUCAUCCUCACCGGCAUUCCCAGUCUGCCGAUGAGCAGCUACUGGGUGGCGUGGCCUCUCUGCUGCCUGUACGUCCUCAUGCUCCUGGGGAACUGCACCUUGCUCUGGAUGAUCAGGACGGACCACAGCCUCCACACACCCAUGUACUAUUUCCUCUCCAUGCUGGCCGCGGCAGACCUGGGCUUGUCCCUCUCCACCCUGCCCACCAUGCUGGCCAUUUUCUGGUUCGAGUCUACCUCCCUCCGCUUCGAGGCGUGCAUCGUCCAGAUGUACUUCAUCCACUCCUUCUCCGCCAUCGAGUCCGGGGUCCUGGUGGCCAUGGCCUUCGACCGCUUCGUUGCCAUUUGCUACCCCUUGCGCUACACCUCCGUGCUGACGAGCUCCCUGAUCACGAAGGCAGGAGGCGCGAUCGUCUUGCGGGGCGUCUGCGUGGUGCUACCCGUUGCCAUCCUCAUCAAGAAGAUGCCUUUCUGCAGGUCGCGCAUCCUGUCUCACUCCUUCUGCCUGCACCAGGACAUGCUGAGAGUGGUUUGUGGGGACGUCAGGGUCAACAGCUUGUACGGUCUGAUGGCGGUGAUACUCACCAAGGGUCUGGACAUCUUGGCCAUCCUCCUGUCCUACACGAUGAUCAUCAGAGCCAUCCUGAGCAUCGUCUCCCAGGAAGCACGAGCCAAAGCCUUUAGCACGUGCAUCUCCCACCUCUGUGCCGUCCUGAUCUUCUACAUCCCGCUCAUCAGCUUGUCCAUCAUCCACAGGUUUGGGAAGCACCUUCCCCCCCUGACUCACACACUCCUGGCCGAUGCCUACCUCCUGGUGCCACCUGUCCUGAACCCGCUGGUGUACAGCUGGAAAACCAAGCGGAUCCGCAGGCGCAUCCUCGUCCUGCUCUGCCCGAGAGGGACCCGGCAGCGGGUUUAG